Molecule: messenger RNA, 1212 nt
Organism: Rhea pennata
Lineage: Eukaryota; Metazoa; Chordata; Aves; Rheiformes; Rheidae
Product: PDZ domain-containing protein 4-like
Source: RefSeq, a predicted model, not a curated record
GCGCCCCCGCCGCGCCCCCCAACGGCCCGGGGCCCGCGGAGCCGGAGCCGGAGCUGGAGCCGGAGCCCGCCCGGGCGCCACCGCCAAACCCGGAGCUGGAGCCGGGAGCGGAGCCAAAGCGGGAACCGGGCCCGGAGGAAGAGGCGGAAGCGGAGCCGGAGCUGGAGCAGGUAUGGGUACCGGCCUGGAGGAAGACCCGGAGCCGGAUCGGCGGCCGCCGGAGCGGGCCUGGGAGGAAGACCCGGAGCAGGUACAGGUGCCGGAGCCGGAGGAAGACCCGGAGGCGGCCCGGAGGCGCCGGAGCCGGCGGGGCUGAGCCAGGCGGAGCUGCGGCGCUACCGGCAGCUGCGGGGGCGGCUGGGGGCCGGCGGCGGCGGGGGGCUGCCGGUGAGCCGGGCCGAGGUGGCGCUGCUGGAGGAGGAGCUGCGGCACCUGGAGUUCAAGUGCCGGCACCUGCUGCGGGCGCAGAAGAUGCAGCGGCUGCGCGAGCGCUGCCUGCGGGCCUGGCUCGAGGCCAGCGCCGGCGGCGACCCGGGGCUGGCCGACAUCUCCGAGGUGCCCGAGCGGGACAGCACCAGCGCCUACAACACGGCGCCGGCGGGCAGCGGCAAGGCGGCGCGGGCCAAGCGGCCCGUGCGGGACCGGCUGCUCAAGGCGAGGGCCAUCAAGAUCCUGGAGGAGCGCGGCGGCUCCACCACGGACGACGACGCCCGCAGCGAGCUCAAGAUGGGCCGGUACUGGAGCCGGGAGCAGCGCAAGCAGCACCUGGCGCGGGCGCGGGAGCAGCGCCGCCGCCGCGAGCUGCUGCUCCAGAGCCGCAUGGAGGCGGCCGGCGGCGCCGGAGCCGCCGGUGCCGGUGCCGAGGGCGGGGGGCAGCAGCAGCAGCGGCGCGGCCUGCGCAAGCGCAGCCGCCGCAUCCUCGACAACUGGGUCACCAUCCAGGAGAUGCUGGCGCGCGGCACCCGGGCGGCCGACGGCGGCCGCGUCUACAACCCCCUGCUCUCCGUCACCACCGUCUAGCGCCGCCCCCCCCCCCCUCCCACCCCCAAAAAAUGGGGUGACCCCCCCCCUCCUCCCGCCGCACCCCAUCCUGCCCUUCAGUGUGUGACCACCCCCCCCCAAGCACAAGGGGCCUGAGCGCCCCCCCCUCCCCCCAACCCCACCCAUCAUCGUGUCUGUGAAUGUGGCUGUUUUGGGGUUUAGGCCAUCGUC